UUUGAUUACGUGCCCUUGAGAAGGGGGACAAACGUUGUGCCCGAAUUGCAUAAAAAUUAUGUACCUUGCAAAAAUAAUGGUCACUGCUAAAAUGUAACCUCGAUUGCGACGAUGCAUGCAUUGUUUCGUAGGGAUUGCAUGGGAAUAAAUGCUGAAAAUAAAGGUCUGCAAUUUUCGCUUUAAUUGAGAACGGAAAAAUGGCGGAUUUGGUUCACUCGAAAGUACCACCAAAUUUGAAAGGAAAUGGUGAAAAUGGAAGCGUCAAAUGUGCUGCCUAUUGUCACAGAAAGUAAAGUAGUUAGUGCUCAAUAUGCAGAUAAUGGGGCAGUGCUUUACCAAGGACAAGGGGAUGCAUAUGGAAGUAUACAGCAUGUAACAGACGAAGUCCCACCUGUUAUCAUGGCAGACCAAUCUGCCCAGAAUCAGGGUGAUUUUCUGAAUGGGAGCCAGGAACUUUUCAGUCAACAAUCAGGACAGCCUGCAUAUACUGGUAAUGAUGUUGGCCAGACUCAGACACUUGCUGCAGCCAAUGUUGCCAAUGACAACAGUUCAUCCCAGGUAAUUGCUGACUUUGACCAAGUCCCUGUGACAGAGCCUGCUAUAGUUCCUGAGAAAUACAUACUCUUGGAGGAGUCAGGUUAAUGAAAGCAAACAGCUUGUUGCUGGCAUUGAAGCCGGUUGUCAAAGUAUCAACUGAUAUUAUAAAUACUGGGGGUCAAAUCAAUACUGUUUCAGAGGGUGAUUCUGGCAAUGCUGUUAAGGAUAAGUCAAUGUCUCCUCCAGUUUUAGUGGAGGAGAAGGAAGUUUAAUG
This is a messenger RNA of Ruditapes philippinarum (Manila clam), 811 nucleotides long. RefSeq lists its product as uncharacterized. The record is from RefSeq and is a predicted model, not a curated record. The transcript is spliced from 6 exons. NCBI's taxonomy places the organism in Eukaryota, Metazoa, Mollusca, Bivalvia, Venerida, Veneridae. The coding region runs from base 244 to 642 and encodes 132 amino acids.